AUGCAAAAUACAAGUCAAAUUGAGUUGACAAGUACCAUGAAGGAGGAAACAAUUCAAACAUCGAUCAAACAGGAGGAUGGAGAAAGCAUGUUAUUGGAUAGGAAAAAGAAGUUGAAAAUGAAAAUAUUCACAUUCUUGGCAAGUUACAAAUUCAUGAUGAUUUGUUAUUUUCUAUUGACAUUUGGCGUCAUCUUAUUAUGGAUAAUUUUGGGAGCUGUGGAAGAAACCAUGUAUCAAUCCAAUCCCUCAUCACCCAAAAUCAUGAUUCCAGACACUGGGUUCUUUAACUUUUCACAUGGCUGUGCAUUGAGCACAAAUUUUGUAAUCCUUUUGGCAUGUGUUUUUGUAAUGUUUUUCAUAUUGGAAUUUGUUUCCAUUAUUCUUGCAAUGAUCUCAGAUAAGGAUACAUGGAAUAUCAAGAGAGAUACUGUCAUACUUUUGGUGAUUCAACUUGUUGGAAUUAUUUCAUUUGGAGUAAUGACAGGAAUCGAUGUCAUUUCAUCAUUGGUUGAUUAUUUUCUACCUUUUGGAUAUACCCUGACAGUUUAUUCAUUGUGUGAAGUUUUGAUUUAUACGUUUGGACCUGCUGUGUAUGGAGCAGUUUCUCAAUAUUUAAAUUCAAAGAAAACGAAUCAAACCGAAACUCAAGUUGAAGAAAAAUCAGAAGUUGAAUUAAUUUUACUGAAUAGAAAAUAUUUUGAGAUUGUUUUGGAUUUUGCGAGACGUUCUUUCUGUGUGGAAAGUGUUUCGUCUUGGAAAGAUAUUCAGAAAUUUAAGGAAAUUUUCAAGAAACGUUCAGUUGACCAACAAGUUGUGAAAAAUCAUGCGAGAAAGAUUGUUGAGAAUUAUUUAACGAUUGGUUCACCUUUCGAAUUGAAUAUUCCUUAUAUUCAACAGAAGAAUGUAGAAUAUUCGAAACUUAUCGAAGAAAGUGAAAGUUUGGAUUUGAAUUUCUUUGAAAAAUUGGAAAAUCACUGUUUAUUGGACAUGUCUGAUUUAUUCGAAAGAUUGAAAUCUUCCAAUAAGGAGAUUAGUCAAGCAAUGCAAUCAAUGAGAAUGAAAAAUGCUAAAGAAUAG
This is a messenger RNA of Naegleria gruberi, 1077 nucleotides long. RefSeq lists its product as uncharacterized. The transcript has a single exon. The record is from RefSeq and is a predicted model, not a curated record. NCBI's taxonomy places the organism in Eukaryota, Heterolobosea, Eutetramitea, Acrasida, Naegleriidae. Bases 1 to 1077 code for a protein of 358 amino acids.